AUGACUCCUCUAAAAAGUAAAUGCAGUCCACAGAAGACAGUGAGAUUGCCUGUCAUUGGGGAGGUUACUAUUGUUUCACUUGGGGUUUUUCUGCUCUGUGUGGUAUUCGCUGUUCUCUGGGCUGUUUAUCGACGAGCAUCUUAUUCAUGGGUGGGCCAAAAUAUUCUCGGUAUUUGUAUGAUGAUAAAUGUCUUACAGUUGGCUCGACUACCUAAUAUCAAGGUUGCUACAGCGCUUCUGUGCUGUGCAUUUGUUUAUGACAUCUUUUGGGUCUUCAUAUCACCACUUAUAUUCCACCAGAGUGUGAUGAUUGCAGUCGCUAAAGGAAAGAAUUCUGGUGGAGAAGCAAUACCCUUGCUCUUGAGAAUUCCUAGAAUCGUUGAUCCUUGGGGUGGCUAUAAUAUGAUUGGAUUUGGGGACAUUCUCUUUCCUGGUUUGCUUAUUACGUUUGCUUACAGGUAUUAA
Hibiscus syriacus is the source of this 465-nucleotide messenger RNA. RefSeq names its product signal peptide peptidase-like 2. The transcript has 5 exons. The record is from RefSeq and is a predicted model, not a curated record. Gene Ontology annotation, molecular function: aspartic endopeptidase activity, intramembrane cleaving. NCBI's taxonomy places the organism in Eukaryota, Viridiplantae, Streptophyta, Magnoliopsida, Malvales, Malvaceae. Gene Ontology annotation, cellular component: Golgi-associated vesicle membrane; lysosomal membrane; lumenal side of endoplasmic reticulum membrane. The coding region runs from base 1 to 465 and encodes 154 amino acids. Gene Ontology annotation, biological process: membrane protein proteolysis.